AUGAAGGUCACCAUCAAGAAGUGGAAUACGGUCGCUACUUGGCGCUGGGAUAUACCUGAAGACGAUGUUUGUGGUAUCUGCCAGGUCCACUUUGACGGGACGUGUCCGACAUGUAAAUACCCAGGCGACGAUUGCAGCCUGUUGUCGGGGAAGUGCGGUCACAACUUUCACAUGCACUGCAUAUUGGAAUGGAUCAAACAGGAUUCAUCGAGAGGGCAAUGCCCCAUGUGUCGUCAACGCUUCGAGUGGAAUGAACAACUGAAAGAACCAGUCACGCAGGCCGAGUAA
Molecule: messenger RNA, 288 nt
Organism: Fusarium mangiferae
Lineage: Eukaryota; Fungi; Ascomycota; Sordariomycetes; Hypocreales; Nectriaceae
Exons: 4
Coding region: 1-288 (95 amino acids)
Biological process (GO): anaphase-promoting complex-dependent catabolic process; protein ubiquitination; positive regulation of mitotic metaphase/anaphase transition
Cellular component (GO): nucleus; anaphase-promoting complex
Molecular function (GO): cullin family protein binding; zinc ion binding; ubiquitin protein ligase activity
Source: RefSeq, a predicted model, not a curated record